GAGCGUAAGACUCUGUGGAAAACUACUCCCCCUUUUGUGAAAUUUAAGGGCAUCUGAUAAGAUGGUUUAUUAAAGAUGUUUUUUUGGAAUGCAUCAAGCCACAAUCAGUAAUCAUUUUAGUAUUAUCGUCACAGUAAGAAAUAGCCAUGGCAGAACUCAAAGUACCUGUAAGAGGGAAUGGAAAUUUGGAUUUGCCUAGCACUAUUAUAAUUGGGACCAGGAAGAGUCAGCUUGCUCGGAUUCAGACAGACACAGUGGCAGAGAUGCUGCAGAAACUUUACCCCAGUGUUCAUUUUGAGAUAGUUGGCAUGACAACUACCGGGGACAAGAUCCUUGACACAGCACUAUCAAAGAUUGGAGAGAAAAGUUUAUUCACGAAGGAACUGGAGAAUGCGUUGGAAAGGAACGAGGUUGAUCUUGUGGUACAUUCCCUGAAGGACUUGCCAACAACACUUCCUCCUGGCUUCACAAUUGCAGCUGUCUGCAAACGGGAGAAUCCUCAGGAUGCUGUUGUCCUUCAUCCACAAAACGCUGGAAAAACUUUAGACACUCUUCCAGAGAAGAGUGUGAUUGGGACCAGCUCACUGAGGAGGGCAGCACAGCUCAAAAAGCGAUUUCCUCACCUGGAAUUUCGAGACAUUAGAGGAAACUUAAAUACUCGUUUGAGGAAGCUUGAUGAAAAAAAUGAGUUCAGUGCUAUUAUCCUUGCUGCUGCUGGCCUUAAACGGAUUGGAUGGGAGAACCGGAUUAGCCAGUUGCUUGACCCUGAAGACUGUUUGUAUGCUGUGAGUCAAGGUGCCUUGGGAGUUGAGGUCAGGGCAAAGGAUCAGGUGAUAAUGGACAUGGUAUCUGCACUACAUGACCCUGACACUGUACUGCGUUGUGUGGCAGAGAGAGCAUUCAUGAGGCAUCUGGAAGGAGGCUGCAGUGUGCCUGUUGCAGUUCACACAUUGAUUAAAGACUCACAGCUGUAUUUAACUGGAGCUGUUUACAGCCUGGAUGGAUCAGACUGUCUGAAAGAUACAAUGCAAACUAGUGUGGCUUCCAUUUUACAGGAAGACAGCAUUACAGCAGAUUAUGUUCAACAUGUGGGAAUCACUGCAAAGAACAUUCCUGAUUCUGCAUUAGUAGCAGCUGAGAAGCUGGGAGUUGACCUAGCCAACCUGCUUCUGUGUCAGGGAGCAAAGGAAAUCCUCACUGUUGCAAGACAACUCAAUGAUGCAAAAUGAAGCUAGUGUUCUGUCUUUUUUUAUUUGUAACAUUGGUGGGUAUACUGAAAAUAUGAAGAAUAAGGAAGGACAUGAUGUUAAUUAUAAUAGUUGAGCCAUUGCAUUAACUGCACUAAAAGCAAGGUGCCUAUUCAUAAGACUGCCUUCAUAAUAUGUAUUUUCAGUGUUAAAUGUGUUAUUUUUUUCAGUUAAAAAUAACUGACAUAAUUAUAGUGAACAGCAUAUGUAGAAAAGACAGAAGAAUCUAUAAGCGUUAUAAUUCCAUUUGGGUAUUGGUUUGGUUGUAACUGCACAGGCAUCUUCUAAAAAAUAAGUGGUGCUACUCACCAUAUGUUUGAUAUCUACUCCACAAGAAAUGUCUGUCUGGGAGACUUUUCAGAGGAAAUCAAGAGAAAAUAAUUAUAUGUCAUUAGUUCGGUUGUUACUUAGCUAAAAGUCAGACUGCUCGUUGAAGAACACGUUUGUCAGUUUUGCUUGAAUCAUGGUGACAAAUGUAGUGCUAAACAAAAAAAAGUUUGAAAGUUGAAACAUUUGGAUAGUAGCAUUUUCUGUUCUGGUAUUUUGUAUUGCCCUGCUGAUGAUGGUGUAAUUAUGCUGUUUCUUAGUCUCUGUUUAAGAUCAUUUACUUGUCAUUUCUUCUCUUAGAUUUCCACUUGCAAAAGAAGUGAACACUAAGAAUUGUAUUUCAGUAUUAUUGAUGACCAUGAAGGUGGUUGAUAUGAGCUAAAUCUGUGGUUAUUCUUGUCCUACAUUGAAAGAUUGCAUGAAGUACCGGCACCAACAAAAGGGACAGCCACACACAGAAUUAAUAAAAACAAGUACAUACUUAGUAGACAUUUACCCUAACCAGCCCAUGAAGCCUUCAUGACUAAAAUGCUGUGUGCUGAUGAUUGAUGCUCACACAUGAUUAUACAACAGCGAAACAAAAUUAACCAGAUGAAUUUCAAAACUCGCUGCAGCACUUUUAAGAAUAACCCCCUCUCUCAAACAUACACCUGUCCCUUAAGUAUGCCAAUUAAAAGAUUGCUAUUCCUUGGGAUAAGGCUAAUUGGCUGGUAUAGUAGUCUCAGUAUUUUGGGAAACCUUAGUGAUUGAAUGUUAGAGUGUUGGAUCAGUAAUGCCAGACAUUUUUGCCUACCACAGGUCCAUUUGCUGAUUGUUUUAACAGGCAUCCCGGUGCUCUGGCUGAGUGUAACAAAAAGUGUGUACAUAAUGAGGUAUUGGAAAGGUUUUAUUUUUGGGCAGUGUUUUCAGAUACUCUCCAUCUUAAUGGGAAAAGAGAUAAGGAAAACAUGACCACAGUUUGGUGAUAUUGACAAUAGUGCUGAAGGUACAAAAAUUAAGAAAAUGAUCAUACCUUCAGAUUUGUGCUGCAGUAACUUUACAGUCACGUGACUGCAUUUUAUCAAUCGCAUAGUAAUAUGUCUCUUGUCUGUUAUCGGGGGAGUUCUUUAUAGCAUGCAUAAUCAUGUGGCUUUCUUAUGCAUAGUACUACUGUAAAAGAACACUGAUAAAGAUGUUGAAAUCUAAGGUAAUCACAAAAACUGUGCACCAUAUCCCGCAAUUUUUAUGUGAAUUUUUUAUCCCAUUUGUGUGUUUCUCUGUAUGCCAUUAUAAGUUGUACUAAAGACCACCCAUGCACAGCUCCCUUUUCAAGGGCUUGAUUGUUGUUCAUUUUGAAGUGCCUGCUGUUACAUUUUGGUGAAAAGAAAUAUAACUUGUUGAACCUGUUUACAAACUAUGCACAAACUACUGGAUUUAAUAAUGUAGAAGACAAUAAACAUUUAUCAUCAGA
Molecule: messenger RNA, 3024 nt
Organism: Protopterus annectens (West African lungfish)
Lineage: Eukaryota; Metazoa; Chordata; Ceratodontiformes; Protopteridae
Gene: HMBS
Product: hydroxymethylbilane synthase
Exons: 14
Coding region: 147-1229 (360 amino acids)
Biological process (GO): heme biosynthetic process
Cellular component (GO): cytoplasm
Molecular function (GO): hydroxymethylbilane synthase activity
Source: RefSeq, a predicted model, not a curated record